Molecule: messenger RNA, 1569 nt
Organism: Dendronephthya gigantea
Lineage: Eukaryota; Metazoa; Cnidaria; Anthozoa; Malacalcyonacea; Nephtheidae
Product: N-acetylglucosaminyl-phosphatidylinositol biosynthetic protein-like
Exons: 14
Coding region: 47-1378 (443 amino acids)
Biological process (GO): GPI anchor biosynthetic process
Cellular component (GO): glycosylphosphatidylinositol-N-acetylglucosaminyltransferase (GPI-GnT) complex
Molecular function (GO): phosphatidylinositol N-acetylglucosaminyltransferase activity
Source: RefSeq, a predicted model, not a curated record
AUCCUAGUGCCAAAACUUACAUGAAGUACAAUGGCCUCGACCCAAGAUGGCGGCCGUUUCGAAAAAAGUAAAGCACCGAAUUUGCAUGGUUUGUGACUUCUUCUACCCAAACAUGGGCGGUGUGGAGAGUCAUAUUUACCAAGUUUCACAGUGUCUUAUAAACAGAGGACACAAGGUCGUCAUAAUAACUCAUGCUUAUGAAGAUAGAGUUGGUGUCCGAUAUUUAUCAAACUUUUUAAAGGUUUAUUAUCUCCCGUUUACAGUUUUCUAUAACCAGUGUGUUCUACCAACAAUGUUCACAACACUACCUUUGAUGAGGGAUAUCUGUGUCAGGGAGAAAAUUACGAUACUUCAUGGACACUCGGCUUUUUCGACGCUAUGCCAUGAUGCACUUCUCCAUGCAAACUCGAUGGGGAUGAAAUCUGUAUUUACUGAUCAUUCUCUGUUUGGAUUUGCCGAUGCAAGCUCGAUCAUUACAAACAAAUUCUUGGAGUUCUCACUUGCCAAUGCUGACCACAUGAUUUGCGUAUCUAAUACAAGCAAAGAAAAUACUGUAUUGCGAGCUAAAGUUAGUCCUCAGCUUGUGUCAGUCAUACCAAAUGCCAUUGAUUCCUUCUCAUUCACUCCAGACCCAUCAAAACGAAAUCCUGAUUUCAUAACAGUUGUUGUGGUCAGUAGACUGGUCUAUCGGAAAGGCAUGGACCUUUUGGCAUCGAUAAUACCUCUGGUCUGCUCCAAGUUUUCAAAUGUUCAAUUCUUAAUAGGUGGCGAGGGACCAAAGCGAAUUAUCCUCGAGGAAGUGAGAGAGCAACAUCAACUACACGAUAGAGUUCAACUUCUGGGAAGUUUGAAGCAUGAACACGUUCGUGACGUCUUAGUUCAAGGGGAUAUUUUCCUAAACACAUCGUUAACGGAGGCUUUUUGCAUUGCAAUCGUAGAAGCAGCUAGCUGCGGACUACAGGUUAUUAGUACUAAAGUCGGUGGCGUCCCGGAAGUUCUGCCUCAGGACAUGAUAAAACUUGUAGAACCAAAUGUACCAGAUUUGGUGGUUGCUCUCGAACAGGCCAUUAAAGCCACGAAGAAUGGCGAGGUGGUUUCACCAACAACAGCUCACGAACGUGUCAAAGAAAUGUACACCUGGGAUAAAGUUGCGAAAAGGACAGAAAAGGUGUAUGACAGUAUUUCAACCUGUGCUGUACCGCCAUUAGAGGAAAAACUGAAGAGAUGGUAUGAGUGUGGACCGAUAGCAGGCAAAAUCUAUUGUUUCCUCGCCAUUAUUGACCUGCUGUUGCUCUUACUUUUGAACUGGCUUAUUCCACGACAGUUGAUUGACACAGCACCCGAAAUCAGACGAGGUCAAAGUAAAGGGACAAGGUAACAGUAGAAUGACGUCAUUUUCGGUAGUGACGUCAUGUCCAAGUCCAGUUAACGGUCAGUGAUAUAAACGGUCAGUGAUACUCUAAGAAAUAGGAUUUAAUAUGCACUACCAUUGAGAAUUCGACUGUUUAGAUCGAAAUAUUUGAACCCAGUUGUUCAGUAAAUGGAGAAUAUUACAUGGAUGCUUGGAAA